AUGAUCUGUUCACCAAUAUACCCUCUUCGUGCAGCUGCGGGAAGCCACUUCCUCCGUCGCUGUAUGUCAACCAAUGCACCAAUUACGAAACUACAGAAAAAUCUUCUCGCUGUUUCAUCUGCUUUCGGUGCAUUUUUCGAUCCCAGUAGACAAGACAUGAUCGCGACGUUGGGAGAAACGACUGGUUCUAUAUUCCUUAGUAGGCUCCGGGAUGACAUGUUACGAGAUCCCGUUGGUCGUCGUAUAUUAAAGGAACGACCAGUCGUUAAUUCGAAAACUAUUGAUAUAACCUAUUUGAGAUCACUUCCUGAAGGAGCAUUUGGGAAGGAAUAUACCAAAUUUUUAGACAUGGAAAAAGUUACACCAGAUUCCCGAGUUAAGGUUCAAUUUAUCUAUGACGAAGAGUUAGCCUACGUGAUGCAAAGAUAUCGAGAAAGUCACGACUUCUUCCAUACACUAACUAAUCUACCAACAAACAUCGAAGGAGAAUUGGCUUUAAAAUGGUUUGAGCUUGUUCAAACCGGAUUGCCAAUGACUUUUUUAAGUUCUAUGUUCGGACCUUUAUUAUUACCAUCAAAGGAAAGAACCAGACUGUUUUGCAAAUAUGUUCCAUGGGCCAUUCAAUGUGGUUCGCAGAGUAAAUUGUUGAUGAAUGUUUAUUAUGAAGAAUGUUGGAAUAGGAACAUUGAUGAAAUGAGAAAAGAAUUGGGGCUUUAUCUCUUAACUUGA
Messenger RNA from Acaulospora morrowiae, 729 nucleotides. The record is from the annotation of a GenBank genome assembly. NCBI's taxonomy places the organism in Eukaryota, Fungi, Glomeromycota, Glomeromycetes, Diversisporales, Acaulosporaceae.